Molecule: messenger RNA, 5634 nt
Organism: Acinonyx jubatus (cheetah)
Lineage: Eukaryota; Metazoa; Chordata; Mammalia; Carnivora; Felidae
Gene: ZNF589
Product: zinc finger protein 589
Biological process (GO): regulation of transcription by RNA polymerase II
Molecular function (GO): DNA-binding transcription factor activity, RNA polymerase II-specific; zinc ion binding; RNA polymerase II cis-regulatory region sequence-specific DNA binding
Source: RefSeq, a predicted model, not a curated record
AUGGUCCUGACCCAUCAGGAGCUAGAGGCGGGAGUCACUGCCGGAGGAGAGGUCCGCUUCCGAACUACGAACUACGCUUCCCAGGAGGCUGCUCGCUGUACCGUGAAGCACUUCCGGCAGAAUCCCCUCCUCUUUCUGACUCCCCUGUUGGCCCAGAGAUCCUUCUUCGACGUGCUGUCUCCUCCGCCUCGCCUUCAAGUCAGCCCAGGCUCUGAGAUGGACCCCGCGGCAUUGCUCCGGGUUUCGGCGGACCACGAUCUUAACUGUAAGACAAGGAAGAAGAACCCAGUGAACUUUUCCUGUGAAUACUUUGGGAACUUCCUUUCUUCAGCAGAAUCAAAUCCAGAAGUCCAUCCCUGGCCUUCCUGCCCUCUGGCCUUUGACGAGCAGCAAUUUCUUAGUCAACAUGAGCUGCGCAGUCGUCCUAUUCCAGAUUUGCACUCAGUAAAUCCACUCCGACCAGGAGAUUCUUGCCCAGAGUAUCAGCAGCGGCAGCAACAGCAUUCUGAUGAAAACAACCGGGGGGCUGAAGCAGACAAUCAAGCAAGGGGAGAUUCUAAAUCCUUGUCUGGGAGUAUAACUGAGAGGGGGACUCCCCUAGUUCACCCCAGCUCCCAGACAGGCAAUUGAGUGUUGAAGGUACAACUCAGGCCAGCCCCUAGGACAUGCUCUGGGAAAGCGCACAAGGUUCUUGAGAGGGUAGAAACCUGAGGAUUUGGAGCAAUGGAGUUUGGAGAGCGUGGACUAGAUUUCAGCCGGAAGACAAACUUACUCAGACACAAGGCAGUCACAGGGGAAACACGCGUGUGCAGCGAGUGUGGGCGAGGCUUCGGUGGGAAGUCACAUUUCAUCAGACAUGAGAGGACACACACAGGGGAAAAGCCUCAUGGGUGCAGGGAGUGUGGGCAAGCUUUUAGCUGCAAGUCACACGUCAUCAGACACCAGAGAACACACACAAGGGAGAACGUGUGCACAGUGUAUAGGUGAGGCAUUACGGAAAAAUCAGACCUCAUGAAGCACCAGAGGAUUCACACAGGAGAUAAGCCUUACGUGUGCAGGAACUGUGGCUGUGGCUUUAGGGUGAAAUCAUACCUCAUCACCCACCAGAAGACGCAUUCUGGGGAGGAGCCUUGUGUGUGUGUGUGAGCUUUUAGCCACAAGACAGUCCUCAGCACACAGCAGAGGACACACACAGGAGAGGAGCCUUACAAGUGCAUGGUGUGUGGGCGAGGCUUUAGCCACAAGUCUACUCUCAGCAUACAUCAAAGGACACACUCAAGGGAAAGGCCUUAGGUGUACAAGGAGCAAGGGUGUGACCUAGCAACAAGUUAUCCAUCAGACACACCAGAGGACACACACAGGGGAGAAGUCUUGAUUGUAAGGGAAUGUGGGCUAGGCGUUAGCUGGAUAUCACUCCUCAUUACACAGCAGAGGAUAUGCUCAGGGAGAAAUCUUAUGUACAGGGAGUGAGGGUAUAGUGUUAGCUGGAGGUGGCCUCUUAAGAAACACUGAGACUCAGGAGCCUGGGUGGUUUAGUGGGUUAAACACCUGGCUCUUGAUUUCAGCUCAGGUCAUGAUCUCUCAGUUCAUGAGAUCGAGCCCCACGUCAGGCUCUGUGCUGACAGUUUGCGUGCAUGCUCUCUCUCUAAAUAAAUAAAUAAACUUUAAAAAAGGAAUUAAAAAAAAAAGAAACACUGAGAGUCAAAUCUGUCCACCGUACAUGAGUGGGCUUCAGGGACAGUCUUCUGACCCCUUAUGCCCUCUGUGAGCGUGAAGAUGGCAGAGGCCCAGCUUCUGAGAAGAGAGGUACCGAGCUAUGGUCCUCUUGGGGAAGCGGUCUUUGCACCUGAUUGACGACUUCUUACUUCCUUCUGCAAGUCUGUUGACUUCCAUUGACUUCUGCCAUGCUCUCCUGUUUUCUUUUUUUCUAUGUUCCUAACCUGCUGUAUCCUCUUCUACCCUCACCUUUAGGUAUUGCUCAAGGUUGGGUCUCUAACCCUGCAAUCUGAGGGACUCCGCAGCCAUGUCUUCCUUCUACCCUCUAAUCCCAAGCCCAGGUCCCUUUAACCACCCCCCAAAAGUUCUUUAGUCUCAGGACUUACACCUCAUAACCAUGCUGCUUUGGCCCUCUCCUGGCAGGUGUAAGAUUACCAGCCAUGCCCACCACCAGUCUGAUAAUACCAGGUUUCGAGGCUUUCAAGCACAGCCCCUCAGAAGCACCCCCAUCCCCCAAUCUCAGUGCCCAGCCUUUUAGCCACCCACCCACAUCCGUCCUCACUAUGCUGCUAAAGCCGCUCUCACCUGUCUUACAUCCCCAGGGCCCAGAUGGCCCAGAUUCCUGAUUUGUCUCACUCCCUUCUUGGCCAACAUGAUGGAAAGAAAAAAUAUUUGUUUUCUAUUAAAAUCCACACAGGGUGCCUGGGUGGCUCAAUUGGUUAAGCAUCUGACUUCAGCUUGCAUCAUGUUAUCAUGGUUUGUGAGUUAGAGCCUUGCAUCAGGCUCCAUGCUGUCAGAGAGGAGCCUGCUUGGGAUUCUUUCUCUCCCUGUCUCUCUUUCCCUUCCCUCACACACACGCUCUCUCUCUCUCAAAAUCAAAUAAAACUGUAAAAAAUAAUCAAAUCCACACAGAUGUUGUAGAGAUACUACACGGGCCUGGCUUAGUGAGACCACUGUCAGAUUCAGGAAUCACGGGAGAGGUGCAGAGGAGACCUCUGUCCAGGCCGGGGCAGAUAGCUUCAGGAUUCUUCAGUCAGAAGUCACUCCCUCCUUUGUCUUCCUUUGUGGAAAAGGGAUUGAGAUCGGGUCUAGGAUGGCACAGUCUCCACAAUGACAGGCUUAAGGUGUUGUGAGAUCUUCAGAAUAAAGGGUUGUGGGUGGAGGAAAGGAUGGGAAAAGGAGGCAAACACUCCGAGGACAGUUGGGGUUCAUAGAAUGUCCUGCCUAGGGAGGAAUGGCUGAAGUUUUGCUGUAGGGGCAAAUGGCUGGUUUCUGACGGAUGUUAAGAGAUCCCAGACUCAAAAACUGUAGGGCCUGCUGAGUAAAACUGAGACCAGUGUUCAGUUCCUGUUUCCUGCUGGCUUCAUCCUUCAAACAUGCCCCUAAGGUUCUCUGGUUCUGCCCCUUUUGGGGAAGUUUUAUUUAGCCCCACAAAUGCUUCAUCCCUUUUUUUUUUUUCUUAGCUUCGCCUCUCAGUACAGACUCCUUCCUUUGUUUCCCAAAUUUUCUUUUAAUGUUGAAGUGCCUGCAGGCUGGGACUGUGGGGAAGAGUGUUUUUGGGGGUGUGCAGAGAGGGCACUGGAGGAGCUACUUGCUGUGUCUGCCCCUUUCCUGACUUCAUGGGGAUGAGGAUAGAACCUUCCAAGGUCAGCUCACGUUGCUGUGACUGAUUCCCUACCCUCUGCCUUCCUGGGUAAUAGAGACACUCCCAUUACACCAUCCUACCUUUGCACAGUUUUAACGUGUUAACAGAUCCGCCUUUAGAGGCCAUUUUCCCAUGAGGCUUUGUAGGAGUGCCCUCUCAACUCAACCCAGGGGUCCUGGUUUUCUUUCCUUUCCUUUCCUUUCCUUUCCUUUCCUUUCCUUUCCUUUCCUUUCCUUUCCUUUCCUUUCCUUUCCUUUCCUUUCCUCUCCUUUCUUUUCCUUUCCUUUUUUAAGUUUAUUUAUUUUGAGAGAGAAAGACAGAGGCAGAGAGAGAGCGAGAGAGAGAAUCCCAAGCAGGCUCUACACCAUCAGUGCAGAGUCUGAUGUGGGGCUCAAAUCCAUGAACCGUGAGAUCAUGACCUAAGCCAAAAUCAAGAACCGGAAACUUGGGGCGCUUGGGUGACUCAGUUGGUUAAGUGUCCAACUUCGGCUCAGGUCAUGAUCUUGCAGUUCAUGAGUUGGAGCCCCACGUCGGGCUCUGUGCUGACAGCUCAGAGCCUGGAGUCUUCUUCAGAUUCUGUCUGUCUGUCUCUCUCUCUGCCCCUCUCUACUCUUUCUCUGCCUCUCCCCUACUCUUUCUAUCUAAAAUAAAUUUAAAAUUUUUUUAAAUUAAAAAAAAAAAAGGAGUCAGACGCUCAACCUACUGAGCCACCCAGGUGCCCCCAGGGGUCCUGGUUUUCUGCAGCUGCUUCCAUCAUCAUGCCCACCUCCCCUGCCUCUGCUCCUACUUUCCACCUCGUGAGAGCGCCUUUCAUACCCUGACCUCAAUGAUACCUCUUUCUAGACCUUGGGGUGAGAGAUGGGAAUUAAAGCCCUCACAUGUGGCUUCUGCUGGGCCUUAGGGUGAGCCUCUCUCCAGGGAGGAAGAGAGAAAGGUGGGAUGAGACUUAGGCAUUUAUAAGUCUUAAAGAGAUCAUAGAUCUUAAGGAGGUCUCAGAGCCUUAGAAUGCAGGAAUGGUGAAUCCAGGGUGCUCUUGGAGAGCUGGGAUAAAGUUGGGCUCAGCUUAGGCAUCCGGAGCUGCUCAUAGGGGGAAGCAAGUCCCACUCUUCACCCUGACCUUGGAUGAUUCAAGGGCCCAGGCUCCUUAGGGCCAUAUGUGACCGAGAAGAAUAAGCCUGAGGGAGAAUUUGUAGGAUAAUGAAUUCAUGGGACAGAAUUUUUUGGGUAAACGAGUGUUUGAGCUUAGAGAUUCCAAUUCUAUGGGAGAGGAUUUUGUGUGGUGGCAGGCUGAUAGGUGAGAAAACUUUUGCAUGUUCUAAUAGCUACUGUGAAGAGGUAUCUGUCUUUUGAAAUGUCCACAUUUUGUUGGAUUUCUGUUACCACCUGUUUUAAAGCUGAAUCUAUACUGAAAAUAUUUUUUAUUAAUCUGGUAUGUUUUAAUCAUAAGUGUUUUAUUUGAUUUGAAAUAAGAUGUACCCAGUUGCAGAAAUAGAAAAUGAAUUUACUUGAUUUCAGGUUAAAACAAAUACAUAUUGCCAUCUUCUGUAAAUAAUCAUUUUUAAGCCUUAGAAGUUAUUCUCUUACAGGACAUAAUGGUCAUAUGGAGCCAGAUCUGUGUCUGGGAGAUAGUAACUGCACAACAUGUAGCAUCUAUUAUGAUUUCUUUUCACUGUCAAACUUAGCUUUGGAAGAUGAACCAGUUCUUGAAGUCCAGCUCUCAUUCCAGGGCUCUUUCCUUUCUGUCCCACUGACCUUGUCCAUUCUGAGUUCUCUGACAGAUGUUAGGUCUUUGGAGCUGUGGUUUCUCCUGCCCCUGGGAUUCUCUGUUGUUUCUGUUGAGCCAGCCAGAGAUCACUUACAUAUGUGUGCAAGUCCCUGAACACACAGGAGCAUUCUCAGUACAGGAUGUACAACACCCAUGUCAGUUACGCAGUCAGCAGUGGGAGCAACAACAGUGGUGCAUUGAACUGGCUCAGAAGCUCUACUCACAAGUUCACUUUAGUUCCCUUUCCCCACUACAAACCCAUGCAUUGUAUUUGGGAACUGGCAAAGGCUCAUUCUUGUGUCUGUUUGUGUGCUCUAACACUAGGGGCCCAGAGUUUGAGGGAGUGGUGGGCACAGAAACAUCUUUGUGUUUCAGCAAUUAUUUUAAGCCUUCACACCUUGACAAAAAGGUUCUUGAUGUACCCAGACUUCUACUAGCUCAGUGUCUGCAAUGAUUCAUUCUUUCACUAUUUACAUGAACCCAGUAAAUCUUAGACAAUGAAUUUGCU